ACUUGUGUCUGGAAGCAGAUCACACCGCAGCUCAUUAGCUCAGAAGACUCUGGACUGCUAAGCCCUCACCAUUACAAAAGUAAACCAUGCCAAACUACAAGCUGACCUAUUUCAAUUUCAAAGGGAGAGGGGAGAUUCUACGCUACAUAUUUGCCUACACAAAUACUCCAUUUGAAGAUCAUAGAAUUGAAUACAGCGAUUGGGCCGCCCAUAAAUCUUCUUACCCGUAUGGAAAGCUCCCGGUUCUAGAAAUUGAUGGAGUUAUCUAUAGUCAGAGCCUUGCUAUUAGCAGAUACCUGGCCAAACCAGCAGGUCUGAGAGGAAAAACAGAGAUCGAUGAUCUUAACAUUGAUAUCACAGUCGAUCAUUUGGAUGACUUGGUGACAUUAUUUCCUUGGGAAGGUGAUGAAAAGAAAAUAAAAGAGUACAUGGAAAAGAAUGUUCAUCCAACCCUUUCUGGCUUGGAGAAGGCUUUGGGUGACAAGAAAUGGUUUGCUGGUGACUACGUAACGUGGGCUGACUUUUUCUGGGACAACUGCUGUGACAUGUUUGGGCAUCAUCAACCUGGCUUUGAAAAUGCCUAUCCUCAUUUACUGGCUCUGAGAAAGCGAGUGCAAGAAAUCCCAGCAAUUGCAGCAUGGAUAAAGAAACGACCCGAGUCUCUAUUCUAAUGUCUUCUGCAGAGUCGUGUUGCUUUAAAAAAAAUUAUUGGUCUAAAUAAAGCUAAAGGAUGCAGCUUCGGUAUCCAA
Nanorana parkeri is the source of this 749-nucleotide messenger RNA. Its product is annotated as hematopoietic prostaglandin D synthase-like. Lineage: Eukaryota; Metazoa; Chordata; Amphibia; Anura; Dicroglossidae. Gene Ontology annotation, molecular function: glutathione transferase activity. The record is from RefSeq and is a predicted model, not a curated record. The transcript has 7 exons. Gene Ontology annotation, biological process: glutathione metabolic process. The coding region runs from base 87 to 671 and encodes 194 amino acids.